GAUCAUAAUGGUUGAUCGGUUCGUCCCGACUAGACACGACGACAGCAACAAGACAUUGAUUUAGAUUCACAAACUGGCCAAUGGUAAGAGACAUGUGUUGACAACAUCCAUUUAUCGAUAACGCUAGAAAUGAAUCAUUCAAUCGCUAUAACAACUAACCACCGGCAACAAAGUCAAAGAUCCAUAUACUUUCCAACCUUGUUGGUCGCUAGAUGGACAACUAUGCAACAUUAUGCGACUAUUCUUUGUGCUUUAGCUUUGAUGGUUUCGCUUAAUCUGUCACUGUUAAUUUGGUUAUUAAGUCAAUUGAAUUUUGCAAUCGAAAACGAUAGUCAUUUAUCCAGUAAAGCAUCCAAUGAUCAUUUGCAUCUUAUCGGUAGCGUCAAAAUAAAUGGUCAAUUAGCCGUACAAAAUCUGGCCUCUCCCAAGGAUUUAUCUGAAUUGCGUAUUCAAACUGAUGAUUUAGUUUUGCGUCCUCAUCAUUGGUCAUCGUCGAUAGUUUCAUUUAUGCAGCUAAAUGCCGAUUCAAUGCAAGCCAACGUCGGUGAUAUGAUAGCUGUUCGAUCCAGUCAUAACGAUCGUUUAUUGCUACUCAUCGAUCGUCAAACACCGGAUUCAUCUAAACUGUUUGUCGAUCAAGUUGUUAUUAGGUCGACACCAACUUUACAAAAUCGAGCCCUUUCGUUUAAAAAUGGCUCAGCUCAAGUAUUGCAGCUACAAUCAGUUGAUCAUUCGACCAUGUCAAGUUUGACGCUUACUUCUUAUACAAACCGAAUUCGUUUACGUGGAACACGUCAUCUUAGAAUAAACUCUUCGAAACAAUCAAUCCAGAUAGAUAGUCGUAAGCAAGCCCUUUCUUUACACAGUGGACAUGGUCGUAUUAUGAUCAAUACAAAAUGGAUUCAUCUAGAACCACAAUCUAUACGAACCGUUGUAGCAACCAAAUUAGGUCGUACCUAUCUAACUGUCGGACAAUUAUGUUUAUGCGCUAAUAAUGGCCGUUUGUUUAUGGCUCCAGCCGAACAACAGAAUUAUCCACAUCCACAUUCACAUCAGCAACACAGUUGGAUGGGCCAUCUAUAUCAUCAACAAGAACAACAACGAUGCCAACGAUUAGCAUCCACACAUUGUUGGACAUCAUCAUGGACGCAAUCAACUUAAAAUUUUCCAACCUAAAGUUUUUUCACGAGCCCAGUGUGUAAAGCGAUAAUGGGACAAUACAAUAAGAUACAAUAGUACUGUAAUCAUAUUAGAAUGGCUGCAAAUGACUUUGA
This is a messenger RNA of Dermatophagoides pteronyssinus (European house dust mite), 1274 nucleotides long. RefSeq lists its product as uncharacterized. Lineage: Eukaryota; Metazoa; Arthropoda; Arachnida; Sarcoptiformes; Pyroglyphidae. The record is from RefSeq and is a predicted model, not a curated record. Gene Ontology annotation, cellular component: sarcoglycan complex; membrane.